CCACCAACGGCAUCAUAUCUCCAAAUCGAAGCUCGGCCCGGCCGUACGGUACGACUCACCUGAACCCAAACUAAUCGUCUACCCCUCUCCCAACCGAUCACCAUGCCUCAGGACAUGCCCCCCGCUGGGGGCUACCACCAGGUGCAAUACAAGCGCAACGUCCCCGUCCGCGGCUUCCGUCCCAUCGUCUACCUCGCCGGAAUGGUCGGGGCCGUCAGCUACGGUCUGUACAAGCAAUACUACUCGAUGCGUGAGAUGCACGAACUCGGCCGCGAGAAACUCUGGGGCCGCCUGCACAUCAUCCCCCUCCUCCAGGCCGAGGAAGACCGGGAUCAGGUCCGUCGCUACUACGCGGACAAGGCCCGCGAGCAGGAGCUCUUCGGCUCGGAGAAUCGGGUGUAUAACUCUGACCGCUUCGUCCGCCCUACUUUCGCCUAUACCCCUUCGCAGGUUACUGAGUAAACUGAAGUUUUUUGAGAAUCAAAUACCAAAAAAAUUUGAAGACAGUUUUUCUUGCUUCAUGGUUUGUAUUCGUUGUGUACUGUACUGUACUUUACUUAGGAUUGCGAGUGUGGUUUGUUUUUUUAAAGUUUGUUCUCGUUUUUCCAAAGAGGUAGUUUCGACUCGUUGCGUCCUGGGGCGUAGCGGCGACAGAAUCCUGAGAUUAUGAGAUGGAUCUUGGUUUAUGCUCAAUUGGGAUUAUCCGCCUCCACGUGGAGAGGUGAAGCCUUCGUAGCUGGCAGAGUAAAAGGUGGGUUACUGCAGC
Aspergillus brunneoviolaceus CBS 621.78 is the source of this 766-nucleotide messenger RNA. RefSeq names its product putative NADH-ubiquinone oxidoreductase subunit GRIM-19. NCBI's taxonomy places the organism in Eukaryota, Fungi, Ascomycota, Eurotiomycetes, Eurotiales, Aspergillaceae. Bases 103 to 462 code for a protein of 119 amino acids. The transcript has 4 exons. The record is from RefSeq and is a predicted model, not a curated record.